Messenger RNA from Cyclopterus lumpus (lumpfish), 1897 nucleotides. It is a transcript of the gene rhag, whose product is annotated as Rh associated glycoprotein. Gene Ontology annotation, molecular function: ammonium channel activity. Bases 84 to 1403 code for a protein of 439 amino acids. Gene Ontology annotation, biological process: ammonium transmembrane transport; ammonium homeostasis. The record is from RefSeq and is a predicted model, not a curated record. Gene Ontology annotation, cellular component: plasma membrane. The transcript is spliced from 10 exons. Lineage: Eukaryota; Metazoa; Chordata; Actinopteri; Perciformes; Cyclopteridae.
CCAGUUUCUUCUCUCCCUUCACACAGCACUGCCGCUAAAAAAAACACAGAUAGGGAGACUGUGAGAGAUAAGUCGGUCUCAGGAUGCCUGCGUACGCCACCAACAUGAGGAUGAAGUUCCCCAUUGUGGCCUUGGCUUUGGAGAUUAUCACCAUUAUCCUGUUUGCUGUGUUUGUGGUCUAUGAUGAUGGGAAAGGUCACGGUCACGGGCACGACGCACACUCCAAUAAGACUCAUCCUGAACCGGCACAGCCCAUGGAACUCUACCCCAUGUUUCAGGAUGUCCAUGUCAUGAUCUUCAUCGGCUUCGGGUUCCUGAUGACGUUCCUGAAGAGAUAUGGGUUCAGCAGCGUCGGCGUCAACUUACUCCUGGCUGCCUUCGGCCUGCAGUGGGGCCUUCUCAUGCAGGGUCUCUGGCACCUGGAAGAUGGCAAGAUCAAAGUUAACAUCUUAAAAAUAAUCAACGCAGACUUCAGCACAGCCACAGUCUUGAUCUCCUUUGGAGCAGUUCUGGGUAAAACCAGCCCUGUGCAGCUGCUCAUCAUGACCAUAAUGGAGAUUACCAUCUUCUCCAUCAAUGAACAUCUGGUGGCCAAUGUCCUCGAAGCUAAUGACGUUGGUGCAUCCAUGAUCAUCCAUGCUUUUGGAGCCUACUUUGGCCUGGCAGUGGCUCGAGUACUUUACCGACCGGGUUUGAAAAACGGACAUGAUAACGAUGGCUCUGUUUACCACUCUGACCUGUUUGCCAUGAUUGGAACCGUCUUCCUGUGGAUGUUCUGGCCCAGUUUUAACUCGGCCAUAGCAGAGCCAGGCUUCACUCAGCUCACAGCAGUGAUCAACACCUACCUCUCCCUGGCUGCCUGUGUGCUCUCUGCCUACGCCAUCUCCAGCCUUGUGGAGCACAGAGGAAAACUGGACAUGGUGCACAUUCAGAAUGCCACCUUGGCCGGUGGCGUUGCUGUGGGAACAUGUGCUGACAUGAACAUCGGGCCAUUUGGGGCCAUGCUGAUUGGAUUAGUGGCUGGCAUCGUCUCCACCCUGGGCUUCAAGUACCUGACUCCCAUCCUGGCAUCCAAACUGGGCAUCCAGGAUACCUGCGGCGUCCACAAUCUGCACGGCAUGCCUGGCAUCCUCGGUGGAUUGGCUGGUAUUGUGGCCGUGGCUUUGGGGAAAAAAAAGGGAGGUGAUGCUGCCAUGCAAGCUGCUGCCUUGGCUUCAUCCCUCGGGUUCGCUUUGGUUGGCGGGGUUGUUACAGGUUUAAUAAUGAAGUUGCCGUUCUGGGGCCAGCCUCCAGACCAGAACUGCUAUGAUGACUCUAUAUACUGGGAGGUUCCUGAGGAGGAGGAGGAGCAUGAGGAGAGCUUGGCUCACGCCGAUCACUCAAAGAACAAAGCAGAGGUUUAAAUAUCUGCUCGCCAUCCAUUCAGCUUCAAAACUAUGAAGUAAAGGACUGUUAACCUGCUCCACCAUGCCCACUCAUACCAAUUUGUACCAAUUUUUUUUUGUUUAAAUAGAUGAUUUGCUGUACUAACCAACACACGUACAUUUUUAAACUGUUUUGUGAGUAAAUAUAUCUACAGCAGUGUAUUUGUUUAGUACAGUUUAUAUUUGAAAUGUGGGCAGUGAAGGUUUUACACAACAGUCUCCAAAACACACACGUAUUUUAGUUUUAUUGUUAGAUUUUGUUCAUAUCAUUUACAUAAAGAAAAUAACUUUUAAGAAUUUGAAACAAGGACCUUCAGGGAUUUUUUACACUGAAAAGUGUGAUCAAUCAUGUUGAAAGCCCAGUGGGUCACUCCAUAGAUUCACUGCUGAUACGCAACUACAUCCCACAAGCGUUUCCUUUAUGUCGUUUUUAUAUAAUACAAUGAAGCAUUAAACCAUGUUUUAAGAUAUUA